This is a messenger RNA of Branchiostoma belcheri (Belcher's lancelet), 688 nucleotides long. Its product is annotated as SCO-spondin-like. NCBI's taxonomy places the organism in Eukaryota, Metazoa, Chordata, Leptocardii, Amphioxiformes, Branchiostomatidae. The record is from RefSeq and is a predicted model, not a curated record. The coding region runs from base 23 to 688 and encodes 221 amino acids. The transcript has 4 exons.
UGUUAUUCCCCAGCAUGGAGAGAUGUGGCUGCAGAGUGAGUGCCAGCAGUGUGUGUGUGACCAGGGACAGGUGGACUGUAACAAGGCCUGUGAUCUCAGCUACGACAACUGUGCAGAGGGUUAUAUGAUUCAGAUGUACCCAGAUGACAGAUGCUGUGAGUGUGUGCCAACUCCAGCUACAACAGCCAAGCCUUCAGCUGCACCUACAACAGCUGCACCUGGCACAACAGCUGCACCUGGCACUACAGCUGCACCUGGCACUACAGCACCUGUUACAGCUGCACCUGUGUUUAGCACGGCAUUCACCAGCCCAGCUGGCACCACUGUGCUGCCGGAGUCUACAACACCGAAAGUGUGCUCCCCCGAGUGUUACUGCCAGGAGCGGUGUGACGGCUCCAUGACCUGUGACCCCAGCGCCGCCUGCGGGGACGAGUGUCAGCCCUGUCCUAGCGGAUACGUGUGGAAGGGAACACACUGUGUGGCCGAACCCAACAACUGUGCCUGCUACUACGACGGGGUUAGAUAUGAGCCUGGUGAGUCGUGGGAGGCUGGAGCCUGCAGGUUCUGUAAAUGUGAGGACUACCAGGCUGUGUGUGAACACCGCUGUAACAUACAGUGUGAUCAGGUAAGUGUGAGAACUACCAGGCUGUGUGUGAACACCGCUGUAACAUACAGUGUGAUCAGGUAA